Messenger RNA from Plasmodium reichenowi, 1872 nucleotides. RefSeq lists its product as hypothetical. NCBI's taxonomy places the organism in Eukaryota, Apicomplexa, Aconoidasida, Haemosporida, Plasmodiidae. The coding region runs from base 1 to 1872 and encodes 623 amino acids. The record is from RefSeq and is a predicted model, not a curated record. The transcript has a single exon.
AUGAUACCUUUUUAUUUUUUCUUUUUUCUUUUGGCUUUUAUAUGUAUAAAAAAAUCAGAUGAGAAGAAAAUAGGUGAGCAGUAUGAAUACAUAAAUUUGUUAUCGGAUAAGGAAUACCGUAACAAAUUACUGGCUCUGAGGAAAAGAACAUUUAAUACAAAAAACACCAAGAUAAAUAAUAAUAAUAAUAAUAAUAAUAAUAAUAAUAAUAAUAAUAAUAGUAAUAGUAAUAGUAAUAGUUAUAGUAAUAAUGUCAAUGAUAUAUAUAAUAAGAAAAAUUAUGUUUUUUGCUUCUAUGGAGCUUGUGGAUAUGACAAAAGAAAUGUUCUAGAAAAAAUAUUUCAUAUAAUAUUAGAAGAGGAUCAACUAGUUAAUUUAGGAUAUAAUCAAAGAUUAGGCAUAUGGUUUGGUAAGGAUAAGGAUGAGAAUUUAAAUAUGAUCCUUGAUAUCGAUUUAUUAGAAAAUAAGGAAUUUAUUGAGAAGAAUAAUGAAACCAUAUAUAAUUAUGAAAAGUUAAUUGAAACGAUCUUAAGAACAACAAAUACUAUUAUAAUCCCGUUAUCAUAUGAAGACAUACAAUGUAUACCUCAUGUAUCAAAUAAAAAUAAUAAAAUUAUUGAUGGAAAAAAUAAAAAAUAUAAUAAUUUAAAAUAUAAACUUCCUAUUAAAAUGGAAUUAUUUUUAAACGAAUUAAAUCGUAAAAUAGAAGAAGAAGAAGAAGAAGAAGAAGAAAAAAAAAAAAAUGAGACUGAUUAUUUGAAUGGUAAACAUAUAUUAGGUAAAAAGAAAAAUAAUAUAUAUUUUAUUUUUCUUAAUAAUGAGAAAGAGAAUAAAAGAAAUUAUACAUAUAAUAAUAAUUUUAUAGAAGAAAUAAAAUUAAGAUAUAAUAAUUUAAAUUUUUAUUUUAUGAAUGAAAAGGAAAUAAAUUUAUCUUUAUUAAAAUCUAAUAAUUUAAGUGAAUGUAUUACAUUAAUAGAUAAUAUAGAACAUGCUCUUAAAGAUAUGAAUACUUUUAAGAAUUUUUCAGACUUUAAUAAAACAUGUGUAUAUAACACAUAUGUUAUAGAAGAAUCAUAUAUCAAAACAUUAAAUUAUUUUGAUAAAUACUUUUAUACAUAUGAAAAAAAUAUUACCAUGGGAAAAAUCAUAAAUAAAUAUAAUAUAUUAUCUAAUGAACUUAUAAAAAAUUCUCUUCUUUUAUUUAAUUUAUUAACUCUUGAACAAAGUGGUACAAAAUUUAAACAAAUAAUUUUUGCAAAAUUGAAAAAUAGAUUUCAAAUGUCUAUACGUAGACAAAUAUUAAAACAAUUAUUAUUAUUAGAAAAGAAAUAUAUAGAAAAAGGAAAAGAUAUUAUAUUAAAUAAAUAUUAUAUUAAAAAUGAUAAGGAAUUAAUAGAUAAUGAACCGAAUCAAUUAGAUAUAUUAAAAAAAACUUUAAAUAGUCAGAUAAAACAAGAUAUACAAUCAUUAAUACAUAAACAAUUUUAUAAUGAACCACAUUUUAAUAAUACAAUAAAUCAAUUUAUUUAUCAACUUGAGGAUAAAUUAGAUCAUACAUUAAAUAAUUAUUAUGAAUUAAAUAAAAGCCCUUUUAAAAAAAUAUUUGAAAAAAAAAAAAAUAACCAAAUUAAUCAAAAGAAAAAAAAAACAUCUAUAUUCCCAUCAAUUAACAUGAACUUAACCUUAACAUCACUUAUAAGAAAAAGUGGACUCGGAAAUUUACAAAGCUAUUUUGUAUAUGAUCUAGGAUUCUUAACAUUUGUAUUUGGAUUACUCAACGAUAGGGAUACACCAGAAGUGCAGCAGCAAGGAGCACAUGUCCCAUUCUUUAAAUUCCAGCCAAAAAUUAAUUUAAAAUUAAAUUUUAAGUAA